AUGGUGAGGGAAUUUAACACUGCUAGGCAGACACGAAACCUGGGGAAAGGAAACCCAGAUGCUAAACUUGGUCUCAAUUUGGAAAGAUCUCUGUCUGAUGUGUAAAUGCCUACAAAAUUUUACGUGGGAGCACUCAAGAUGAAAGGAUUAGACAUCCAAUUUCUUUCCUCAGGCUUCAGCAUCAUCACUGGGCGUUUUUUCUUACCCAAUCCCUAAGAUUACUUUGAAUAGCAAUCCCCUGAUCUUGGUUUUUUUCUCCCCACGACAGACGGAUCCGUGGCAUCUUGCUUUCAUCGCUGAAUUUUUCUCGUGUGAUCAUGGCAGGGUAUGGCGGGUGCUUCUCAGAUCAGAUUGGCUUCAUUCACGCACCAGAGGAGAAGCACCUUCUUCCCAGGGCAAGCUUCUGCACCACGUUUCCGAAUCUCCUGUCAGGUGUGAUUCCCUCGACUUUCUCCCGGGGUUUUGCAGACCGGCUGGUGCAUAGAUUUUGGAGGCCAAGCCACGUUUUUUUUCUAUUUUUAUGCAUCAAAAGCAACUCUGGAAAUUAAAAUAAGCCCUUCCUCGUCCUGAUUUAGUAGCCCAGAACCCUAAAUGCUAGACAGCUUUAUCUCGUCCACCUCAACUAUCUCUUCUUCCCUUGUCAAUAUGAAGAUAAAAAAAAAUAUUGACCAAAGAGCAUGAUCUGGUUUUCAUGGGUUCAUAAUAAUUCAUCAGUGCUUAGAUUUUGGAAGCCAAGAACAUGAUCUUAUAAUUUAUAUGGUCUCACAAUCCACUGCUACUACGAGAUUAGUGGAUCUGCUUCCUAGUUUUUUGCCAUAACAGGAUAGUAGUAGUGACCACUUGCCCUCCUCGCCUGCCCUUCUAUUACAUGUCCAGGCCAAGCCAGAGACAGUAGAGAAGGUCUGCGCCAUUGUGAAGAAGCAGCUGGCGCUCGCAAGUGAGGUCGUCGUCACCGGGGAGUCCGAGUUCACCAAGCUGGGAGCUGACUCCCUCGACACGGUAGAAACCCCCCACCUCCCCUCCCUCUUCAUCCCUCCGCCGAACCGAGUCAUCCUCGCCAUUGAUUUCCUCAUCUACGGCCGGGAACUGCUGCAGGUCGAGAUUGUGAUGGGCCUUGAGGAGGAGUUUGGGAUCAACGUGGAAGAGGACAACGCACAGAGAAUCACCACCGUCCAGGAAGCGGCCGAUAUGAUCGAGAAGCUUGUCUCCAAGGGCUCGGCAUGA
Molecule: messenger RNA, 1224 nt
Organism: Spirodela intermedia
Lineage: Eukaryota; Viridiplantae; Streptophyta; Magnoliopsida; Alismatales; Araceae
Source: the annotation of a GenBank genome assembly